Messenger RNA from Aspergillus saccharolyticus JOP 1030-1, 1889 nucleotides. Its product is annotated as purine-cytosine permease family protein. Gene Ontology annotation, molecular function: transmembrane transporter activity. Gene Ontology annotation, biological process: transmembrane transport. The coding region runs from base 154 to 1815 and encodes 553 amino acids. Gene Ontology annotation, cellular component: plasma membrane; fungal-type vacuole membrane. The transcript has 5 exons. NCBI's taxonomy places the organism in Eukaryota, Fungi, Ascomycota, Eurotiomycetes, Eurotiales, Aspergillaceae. The record is from RefSeq and is a predicted model, not a curated record.
GGGCGUCCCAGUAAAGUCUGAUAAUGACGUUGUUCGUUCUGAGAUUAUACGGUUGAACUUGAUCUGGAUAAUUCCAGCGAAAGGACUUAUGCCCGCUUUUCUCUUAUCUUCAUUUUCGUUUCCCUCAGGUUCGUACUGACGGUCUCCUACAGGAUGUCUUCCGAACAACCCGUCUCCGCCAUGAGGCGUCAGUCUGAGAAGGACAUUACGGAUGUCCAUUCAAGCUAUGCUUCGAAUCGUCUUAUGGAUAAUGGCGAACAUAACAACGAUAGAACGACACGUGCGCCGACACGCUUGACCUCGUACAUUAGGAAGUUCGAGCAGCAGUUAGUCGAGUACAACUUCGAGGCUCGUGGUAUCGAACGGGUGCCAGAGAAUGAGCGGAUGACCAAGUUGACCUGGAUUGCCUACCUGCAGUCCUUUCUGCUUUGGGUCUCGGUCAACCUGGCAGCCAACAACAUUACUCUUGGCAUGCUGGGCCCUGCUACGUAUGGCCUCAGCUUCCGCGAUACUGCCCUUUGCGCUGUUUUUGGUGCUCUUCUAGGAAGUAUCCCCGCCGCAUGGAUGGCUACGCGAGGUCCAGUAUCUGGUAUCCGUACUAUGGCAUUCGGACGUUACUCCAUGGGCUGGUGGCCCAGCAAGCUCAUCGUCAUCUUGAACUUGAUUCAAAUGCUUGGUUAUUGUCUGAUCGACUCUGUUGUUGGCGGUCAGAUCUUGUCCGCAGUGUCGCCGCAUGGAAACAUGUCGGUAGCUGUGGGCAUUGUUAUCAUCGCCAUCAUUACCUGGAUUAUCGCUACAUUUGGCAUUCAAGUCUUCCACUACUAUGAACGCUUUGCGUUCCUCCCUCAACUCAUUGUGGUCUCCAUACUGUUUGGGGUGUCCUCUAAGAAUUAUGAUCUUUCAGCAUCAUCCACCGGAGAUGCUAGCACCAUUGCCGGCAACAGAUUGUCGUUCUUCUCCCUCUGCGUCAGUUCGGCAAUCACCUACACGCCACUUGCUGCCGACUUCUUUGUCUAUUACCCUCAAAACACCUCGAAGUGGGCGCUUUCCUCUCUCUCCCUGGCCGGGCUGACAUUUUCUUUCGCCAUGGCAAUCAUUUGUGGUGCUGGCCUUGGGUCGGGUAUCGCCAAGCAUGUGGAGUAUAGCGAAGCAUACUCUGUUGGCGCCGGAGCUCUUAUUGUUGAAGGCUUCAGCCCGCUGGGUGGAUUCGGGAAAUUUUGUGCAGUGGUUGUUGCCCUCGGUUUAAUCGCCAAUACAGUGGCUCCUUCCUACUCGGCUGGAGUCGACUUCCAGAUUCUUGGCCGCCACGCGGAAAAGGUUCCGCGAGUGCUCUGGAACACCUUCGGGGCAGUGAUUUUCACUGUGUGCGCGUUGGCUGGUCGAAGCAAUCUCUCUGAUAUUUUCACCAACUUUCUGGCCCUCAUGGGCUAUUGGGUGGUCAUGUGGGUGGUCAUCAUUCUGGAAGAACAAUUUAUAUUUCGGUUCCGUUCCGGAUACAACUGGUACGCUUGGAACGAUCCUUCCAAGCUGCCGGUUGGUAUCGCGGCUUUCAUUGCCUUUCUGGUUGGCUGGGCAGGUGCGAUUCUGUGCAUGGCACAGGUGUGGUACAUAGGACCCAUUGCGCGCUUGGUGGGCGAGUACGGUGCCGAUGUAAGUCGCUUUGUUGCUUCUGGUCUUGUUCUGACUAACCCGUUGUUUAGAUGGGUCUAUAUGUCGCAUUCUCCUGGACAGGCCUGGUCUACCCUCCACUUCGGUACGUGGAACGGCAGUACUUCGGUCGAUGAAAAUGAUAAAUUGUCUCCGAGCAUUGAAUAAUGUCUAUUUGAGUGGAAUUGGGUAGAAGUAUUGUGUUUGUACAAUCUGUUGAAGGGGUGGGGAGACAUACUACC